This is a messenger RNA of Drosophila eugracilis, 3584 nucleotides long. RefSeq names its product extracellular serine/threonine protein kinase four-jointed (gene fj). Gene Ontology annotation, biological process: cell-cell signaling. The coding region runs from base 1368 to 3149 and encodes 593 amino acids. The record is from RefSeq and is a predicted model, not a curated record. The transcript has a single exon. Lineage: Eukaryota; Metazoa; Arthropoda; Insecta; Diptera; Drosophilidae.
GAGCAGCUCGUACGUCAGUCUGUCAGCGAAACUCGAAGCGAGCGGUACGCAUGCGCGCAGUUCGCAUAUCCGUCAAAUACAAGAUACAAAACCUCAAGUUUUCCGAUACAGAUACAGUGCGACAAUCUAAACACGCGUUCGAACUUUAAGAUCGCGAAAGAGAGACACCGAAGCACGGGGCAAGGAGUGUGAACAUCAUAUGGACAGCGAAAUAAAUAAAGCGGAGGCAUAAAAAUUCCUCACAUCGUUCGGUGCGCAGCAACGACGAUCGAAUGCGAACAAAAACCUAAAAAAAUAUAUAAAAUAAAAGUAAAGGAAAAGAAAAAAAAAACAAAAGCAAGUCCAAGGUGCCCGGCGCGGUGGAGUGACCAAAGGUGCGAGACAAGAAAUUAAAUUGAUAAAAUAAAGCCUAAAAAGCGGAUGCCUAGGACUUUGUCUUUUACCCUUGGCCAGAACCAACACACGAACUUGUCGCGUUGUUGUUAGCUCUUCGCGGGCAAUUAUCGGGACGAAUCGCGGGAAUCUGGGAAUUCGAGAGUGCUAAAGUGUGUGUAUAUCAUAUAUAUAUUAUAUAUAUAUAUAUAUAUAUUUAUAUAUAUUGGUGGUGUGGCAAAUAGCUCAGAGCCACGAAAUUGGUUUUAUCGGCGAACCGAAAUCGCCAAACUGCACAAAUCCAGAAAUUAAAAACAAAAAGAGAGAAACUGUUAAGCUGAAGGGCAAGCCGGCCAGCCAGCCAGCCAUCCAAGUCACCCAACCAACCAACCAACCAACCAACCAGCCAGCUAGCUAGCCAUUCCACAAAAUAUUAACCCGCCGGGCUUACAACGCCAGCAAACAAACAAACAAACGGCCAGCAAAAAUGUAUAAUAAAAAAUUACAGCAAGUGAUCGUGCAGAAAAUAGAUCGAUAAACCCCAAACCCCAAACCCCGAACUCAAACCCCAAAAAAAAAAAGUAAAAAAAGAAUUUAUAUAAGAGCGACGCGGUCCAGCGGAAAGUAUAAAAAUAAAUAAACGAGCGACGAUCAGCGAGCGAUCAAGGAGCUAAAGCAGGAGGAGCACGUUUCUGGGUUUUUGUUUCAAUUUCAAUUGUGGAAAUCGUAGAGGAAAAAUUCGAACCGGUCUCCGGAGCCAAGUUGCCAACGAGGAGCGGAGGACGAAGGAAGCCGAGCAAACCCAGGAGAAUCCGAACCACCGAUAUUUAUUAAACAAAGACAGAAAUUAAUUUCACGAUUUUUGUGAGGCUGCUGCACCGCUGCACUGCUGCACCACACCCCACCCGCCCCGUCCAUGAGCGGCUUGAACUUUGAGCCUGAGGUCUGGUCUUCAACAGGGAACUAGGGAUCGGGAUCUUCGGCUCGCCGGCAAAAUGUACGACAUCAAGCGCCUGGAAGCGGGACAACAGAAACUACACCAAGCACAGCAAAUCUUGGGCCUUGACCUAAGCGUCCAGCAGCAACAGCAACAGCAACAACAACAACAGCAACAUCAACAACAACUCACCUGCAGCGUGAUCACAGCGCCCGAGAACCGGGCUAAUCCCAAUCCCAAUUCCAAUCCCAGCGAGGCCACCCACAUGACUUUGCUAACGCUGCGCCGGCGCCGUUCGCUGCAGCGACGAGCCUGCCUUCUGAGCAUCCUGGCCGCCUUCGUCUUUGGUAUGGCACUGGGCGUGGUUGUGCCCAUGUUCGGCCUGCCCCGCCACUUGGAUUCCCCGCCAAAUCUAACGGAGGAGUUAGACAUGGUCGCCGUGGAGCCACUAAGCAGUUACCGCGUGGAGUUCAUAAAGGAGACGGCGGACGCCGAACUAAGUGCCGAACAGGUGUUCCGCAAUGCUUUUCACCUGGAGCAGGACAAGAAUGCCCCGGACUCGAUGGUGGUGAAGAAACUGGACACCAACGAUGGCAGCAUCAAGGAGUUCCACGUUCAGCGCACGGCCAGCGGGCGAUAUCGCAAGGGUCCGGAGCGGAGGCUGUCCAAGAAGGUGCCGGAAAGGAUUCCAGCACAGGAAGCCCUACAUUCUCCGACCACCUCGCCUUCAAGUCCAACUAGCGAGAAAGCGGGUGUCAUCGAGGAUGAUGUCUUCUGGGGACCCACUGUAGAGCAGGCUCUGCCCAAGGGAUUCGCUUCGGAGGAUCAACUCUCCUGGGAACGCUUCGUGGGCGAGCAGGGACGAGUAGUUCGACUGGAGCAAGGAUGCGGAAGGAUGCAGAACCGCUUGGUGGUCUUUGCUGAUGGAACGCGAGCCUGUGCCCGCUACCGCCAGAACACGGAUCAAAUUCAGGGCGAGAUCUUUAGCUACUAUCUGGGCCAACUGUUGAACAUAAGCAAUUUGGCUCCGAGUGCCGCCACUGUGGUGGACACCAGUACGCCCAAUUGGUCCGCUGCCCUGGGCGACAUCACGCAGGCCCAGUGGAAGGAGCGCCGACCGGUGGUGCUAACCCGUUGGCUGUCCGAUCUGGAGCCAGCUGGGAUACCGCAACCCUUCCAGCCGCUGGAGCGGCACCUCAACAAGCACGAUGUCUGGAAUCUGACGCGGCACAUGCAACCCGAAAGGCAGGCGCAGCAAGCACAGCAGACACAGGGAUUACUCAAGCGGUUGGGGGCUGCCAGUUCGCCCGGCUCCGCUCAUCAAUCAAACGCGAUUGAGGAGACAGGAACAGGAACAGAAACGGCCAACGGAGCGCUGGUGCAGCGACUAAUUGAAUUGGCACAAUGGUCCGAUUUAAUCGUCUUCGAUUACCUGAUCGCGAACCUCGAUCGCGUGGUUAAUAACCUGUACAACUUCCAAUGGAACGCCGACAUCAUGGCCGCGCCGGCCCACAAUCUGGCCCGCCAGUCCGCCUCGCAGCUGCUCGUCUUCCUGGACAACGAGAGCGGCCUGCUGCACGGCUACCGGCUGCUUAAGAAGUACGAGGCAUAUCAUAGUCUCUUGCUGGACAACCUCUGCGUCUUCCGGCGACCCACUAUUGAGGCACUGCGUCGUCUUCGAGCAGCGGGAGCGGGACGCCGACUGCGUGACCUCUUCGAGCGAACAACCAGUGCGGGAGUACGAGAUGUUCUACCUUCGCUGCCGGAUAAGUCCGUCAAGAUUCUAGUGGAGCGCAUUGACCGGGUGCUGGGUCAGGUGCAAAAGUGCCAGGGAAGCUAAUGAAGCCAGCCGUUUCCCACCUACACCUGCAACUCUCGACUGAUAAGCUGUAAAUACCGGAGCAGCAGUGGGUGCAUCUUCAUCUGGAUCAGGAUAGUAGCAGUAGUCAAGGGAUCAGUGGCUAAGAAGAACUUUCAAUCAGGGGGCGGGAGUCUUAGAAAAAAUCUGUAACCAACUUUGAGAAGAUGAACGAUCGACCUAUGCCACUGAUCCCCAAGGAGAUCCGAGUAUUAAAGGGUGAUCCACGAAACAUACCUAACUUGUAAAUGCCAGACUCUAUCCAUGAGUAUUAAGCUUACCUAUAUCCGUAAAUGUAUCUUGUAUAAAACUAAGCUUAGCUAGCGUUAACAAUCUGUGUGAUAUUUGUCUAAGGAACCAGACUAAGUAGAUUUCAUUUUACGUUUACAACCAAUAAACAACAAAUAUACCGAAAGA